Messenger RNA from Syngnathoides biaculeatus (alligator pipefish), 4297 nucleotides. RefSeq names its product phosphatidylinositol-specific phospholipase C, X domain containing 3 (gene plcxd3). NCBI's taxonomy places the organism in Eukaryota, Metazoa, Chordata, Actinopteri, Syngnathiformes, Syngnathidae. The record is from RefSeq and is a predicted model, not a curated record. Gene Ontology annotation, biological process: lipid metabolic process. Bases 57 to 1031 code for a protein of 324 amino acids. Gene Ontology annotation, cellular component: synapse. Gene Ontology annotation, molecular function: phosphoric diester hydrolase activity. The transcript is spliced from 6 exons.
GGCAGGCUGGUCCCGGAGAAGCGUGUGUCGAGCACGGCGGCGGCGGCGGCGGCGGCAUGGCUUCGUCUCACGGGAGAAGUGGUGACCUGCGCUUCGCCGACUGGAUGUCGAGUCUCCCGCAGAGCAUGCACAGCAUCCCGCUCACCAACUUGGCCAUCCCCGGUUCCCAUGAUUCCUUCAGCUUCUACAUCGACGAAGCGUCUCCCGUGGGCCCCGAGCAGCCGGAGACGGUGCAAAACUUCGUGUCGGUGUUCGGCACGGUGGCCAAGAAACUGAUGCGAAAGUGGUUAGCCACGCAGACCAUGAACUUCAACAGCCAACUGGAGGCCGGCGUCCGCUUCUUUGACCUGCGCAUCUCCACCAAACCCAGAGACCCCGACAACGAGCUCUUCUUUGCCCACGGACUCUUCAGCGCCACGGUGAGAGAAGGUCUGGAGCAGAUCAGCAGCUUCCUGUCGGCGCACGCCAGAGAAGUGGUCUUCCUGGACUUCAACCACUUCUACGGCGUGCAAAACCUGCACCACGAGAAGCUGGUGGCCAUGUUGAAGGAGGUUUUCGGAGACAAGCUCUGCCCGGUCGUCUUUGCCCAGGAGGUGAGUCUGCAGUAUCUCUGGGAGAAGGAGUACCAGGUGCUGGUCUUCUACCACCACCCCAUGGCCCUAGAGGUGCCCUUCCUCUGGCCCGGCCAGAUGAUGCCCGCCCCCUGGGCCAACACCACCGACCCGGAGAAACUGGUUCAGUUCCUCCAGGCCUCUGUCACUGACCGCAGGAGGAAGGGGACCUUCUUCGUGUCCCAGGUGGUCCUCACACCCAAGGCCAGCACAGUGAUGAAGGGCGUGGCCAGUGGACUCCGAGAGACCAUCACAGAAAGGGCGUUGCCGGGAAUGAUGCAGUGGAUCCGGUCGCAGAGACCCGGCGAGAGCGGCAUCAACAUCAUCACCGCCGACUUUGUGGAGCUGGGCGAGUUCAUCAGCGCCGUCAUCACGCUCAACUACCACAUGGACGACGAAGACGACGACGACGCCACCUGAGGGCCGUCGGCGGGGGUCGCCGGGGAGCGCGGUCGCCCCCCCCCCCCCCCCACCCCGGCUGCCGGGGCGGGGUCUUGGGUCUGUGCUCUGCCUCUUUUCUCCUUGGCGUUUGUUUCAGAGGAGACGUGCCGCUCCUUUCACUUUAUUUAGGGCUAUCGUGAAAUGGUGAAUGAUGACGCGCGGAUGAGGUUGAGAGGAGAAACGUUCCGACGGUGAGUUAAGAUGGAGUGCGCCGAAAAUGUAAGCAAGCUGAUUUGGAGACGAAAACGGCCCCGCUUUUGAGUGAGGUGUACCCAAACCGUGCUGUAAAAAUGAAUGCUUUCACCAUACAAAUGUAAGGCUUUCUUUUCUAUUCGUUCCACGUAAUGCUAACCAUACUCUUCCGUGAUUGUUGUCUCAAAGGUAUUCUGUGAAAAAGUUGAAAUGGAAGUCGGUGUUAGAAGGCAGCCAAGCCGAGUCCAGGUUUUUCUCCUUUUCAGGUUUAUUCAAGGCUUCGAAGCCCGCUGAAGUUUGUGCGCCAAAAUGAAUCAAUUGAAACAAUCGACAUUUUCCUGAACUGAUUGUAAUGUCACCUUUUUUUUAAAUCUAAUCUAACAUUUUUUCCAUGGUUCAUUAAUUUGUUGUUUUGUGUGGUCGGAGUGUUUACCCCCUCCCGUUCAUUUGGGGAGACUCAAUUAAAUAACCAGAUGAGUUUCUCAUUCUGAAAGUUUUAUUUGAGCUGUAUUAUUUAUGGAUAAUAUUGAUUUAAACCCACCACGUGCCAUUGCUGCUAUGCAGCAAAAUCUCUAUGAGCAUGUGGUAAAAAAAAAAUGAAAACACAUAUAUAUUAAACUGCAAGAUUACACACUUUAAACAACAAAAUGAUAAAUCCAUUUUUAAUAUUCAUUGUGUGGUGGGACGGUGGCGCAGCUGGAAAGCAAUGGCCUCACACCGGUUCAAUCCCGGCCCCGCCUGUGUGGAGUUUGCAUGUUCUCCCCUGGCCGGCGUGGGUUUUCUCCGGGCACUCCGGUUUCCUCCCACAUCCCAAAAACGUACAACAUUAAUUGGACAGUCUAAAUUGCGCCAAGGUGUGAUUGCGAGAGCGGGGGUUUGUCUCCAUGUGCCCUGCGAUUGGCUGGCGACCAGUUCGGGGUGUACCCCGCCUCCUUGCCCGUUGACAGCUGGGAUAGGCUCCAGCACUCCCCGUGACCCUCGUGAGGAUAAGCGGCUAAGAAAAUGAAUGGAUGGAUUUCAUGUGUUUCGCAUGUUUAAAAAUGUCUUCCAUAUUUGUAUUUAACCUCACUUUCAAACAGUGAGUUUGUGAGGUAGGAAAAAAAAAAAUCAAAUAAGUUAUCACAGUUAUGAAAAAAAAAAAAAAAGAUGUUGCUGUAAAGGUCUGUGAAGAGUUUGUUGCCUCCGAAUGAAUUAGUGGUGGGUGCUGAGUCGUGAUGUAUAAAAAUAUUACUCACAAGAGUCCGUGCAGCAUCUGUUGAUGCUUUCAAUCUCCUCCUUGUACGUCUGCUGUAUUGACUGCUGCGGCGGGCGCACUGUUCAUGAGUCACCGUCACGCUUUUGUGCUCUUUCUGCUCACACAAAACUUGAAAGGUGAACUUUAUUUCAAGUUUUUUUUUUUUUAGGAGUGGGGUGGGGGCAGUUAUUUCUUUUUACAGCACUGCUUCAACAUGUUUUAGACAUAAGCACUUUUGGGAGCGCAUUUGUGUCUUGUCUGAGCUUGGAAUUUUGCUAUAUCAGGCGUUGUUGUGUCCAUAUUUGGUCAAUAAAGAACCUGUGCGGUAGAGAAGUAAAUUAAAGUGACAAAUGCUUUGACGGGAGGGCGACGUGCCGCUGUAUUGGACAAAAGUAACAUUUAUCUCGAUUAUAAACCCCCCCCCCAAAAAAACAGACAAAACAAACAAAAAAAAAUAACCUUCUCAGGCACCCAAAAAUUCUCACACACAUUGAAAAAUCUCAAAUUUCCUCCCCAAAUUAAUAUACGCCAAACAAAUCUCUUAUUCACACACCCACACCCCCCAAAAAAAUCAUACUCACCAAGAAUAUCUCUCUCACACCCCAAAAAAUAGUUUAUUCACAUCAGAAACCCCCCCCCCAAAAAAAAAAAAAUCCCCACUUGUGAGGAAGAAGGCUUUUGUUUAUAAUUUUUUUUUAUGUCGAUUAGUGUGUUUGAGUUGUUUUAGGGUUGGGGUUGGGAGUGGGAUUUUUUUUAUGGUUUUUUUGUAAUGUUUGUAGUUUUUUUGGGCGUGAGUGAAAUGUUUUUGGUUGCUAAAUUUGAGACGAUGUAAGAGCUGAACUGUAGGAUUAUUUUUGUUUCAAGGUAUUUGAGUUUUUAUGUGAGAUCUUUUGGUGUGUGUGAGAAAGAGUUUAUGGGUACCGCUGAGAUUUUUAAAAAAGUUUUUGAUAUGUGCAGAUUUCUGUGUACACGUAUACAAUUUUUUUUCAGUGUAGGAGGUUCUUUAUAGUAAGACAUUAAACAGUGUCUGUUUUUUUUUUCUUCUUGGGUGCGUUUGUGUGUGUGAGAGGUAAAUGUGUUUAAUAACCGAAAGGAAAUGCAGAUUUUUUUUUUUUUUUUUUGCAGAUAGUCCGUGAGAAUUUUUGUCUCAUUCCCAACAUCCGACCGUGACACAGAACUAUUAGGGAUCGGUGAAUGUGAGUUAAAAGUCAACGGUGCUGUGAGCUCGCGAUGUUUGUACGCGUCCGUGUCCUCGAAUCAGUGUGCUUUUUAUGUUUCUAUCGUGUCUGUACAUAAUAUCAUAUCAAAUGAGUAUGUUGCCAAGAAAUUGCAGAGCGGUGACUUUACGACUUUGCCAUAAAUCUUGUUUUUUGUCUUAUUUUUUUUAAAUACAAAUUUGGUAGUGAUGUGCAUGAACGGAAAACCUGAUCGAAACACUGCUCGGAUGGGUAAAUUUUGUGCAUCUCUUUUAUUAUUUUUAUUCUUACACUUGCAUGACUUUAAGACAAAUAUCCUGUUUUUUUCCUUCUCCCGAUUGCAAUCAAAAGGCCAAAAGACUUGAAAAAGGGCAUAACAUCGUGCUGUGAGGUCAUUAUUGUCUUUCCUGAUCAAAGCUGUUGUAAUUGCAUUUUUUGUUCUGAUAUUAUAUACACAUUUAAAAAAAAAAGGUAAUACAAUAAAAGUCCUUCGGUGUAGUCAAAUAGAAAUCUACGUUCCAAGAGUGGCAGAUAAAUAAAAGCCAAAUCUAUCUCUCCACGACCUCCAUCUCGUCUUUGGAAAACGACAUUCAUUUCUCGUGUAUAAUACGCACCCAUGUUUA